AUGAAAUCGCUAAUUAACGAACCAGACAUGAACUUCCAUCUCAAACUAAACGAUCAAUCCUUCCAUAUACCCUACGAACUCCUUCAAAAAAAUAUCAAACAGACAAACAAGUUAAUUGAAAGAGAAACCCAACAAAUCCAAGAAAACUUUAAAAAAUUGAACGAUUCCUUCGAGAGCAACUCCCUAAAGGGUGACCAGGACGCACUGCAGGAGUUGAACUCCAUUAUUAAGGGAAUUGAUACGUUCGAAAAGACUUUGAAGAAACGUGUAUCCAAGGAACUUGAAAUUCUUGAUAGAAUAAAGGCUAGAGUUCAAUUUUUCGAAACACAGGAGCAACUAACACUCAAAGAGGAUAGAGAUGGUCUUAUAAAUUGGUAUCAACAGUACACUAAUGUGCUGAUCGGAGAUUAUUUAUUGAGAAACAAUUUAUCUUUGAGUAAUAAAUUGGGGGACACCACUUCAAAACUGGAGGAGGAAAACUCAGGUGUUACCUUUUUAAAACAGCAACAUUUGGAAAAAUUAUUGGAUUAUGAUGUCCUACUGACUGCAAACAAGAUUGCAAACUCAUUGGUAGAAUUUCAUGACUUGAGUCCAUUGCUAACUUGGAUAAAUGAAAAUAAAAACUACUUGAAAAAGAAUCGUUGUACUUUGGAAUUUGAAACUAGAUUUCAAGAACAUAUUGAACUAUUAAAGAAGGGACUAUAUAGAGAGGCUAUCGAUUGCUACCAAACAUAUUUGAUCCCAUUCAUAAAAGAUAAUUUUAAUGAUUUGAAGCUUGCCGCAGGUUUAUUAAUGUUCAUCCAAUGCUUUGGUACAUCUGUUUUCACAAAUGAAGACAACAACCUUAAAAAGAAAUCGAAUGAUAACGUAUAUGAACUCCUUUUCCAUAAAAAAAUGCUUAAUGAAAACCCGAAUGUAGCUCUAAUAAAUGAAAAUGGGAUGAAAUUUUGUUAUGAUGCUUACGAUUCGAGUCGAUACAAAGAACUCUUGAGCGUGAAUAGAUGGCAUUCCCUAAAGAAUUAUUUUUUAAAGGAAUAUUAUUCCAUGUAUGGUAUCUCAACAAAUGAUCCUUUACUCAUAUAUCUAUCAUUAGGAAUAUCUACUUUGAAAACGAAAGCUUGCUUACAUGAAAAUAACAAUUCAAUAUCCACAAAUCAAGAUUUGUUUAGCUAUGUGAAUAAUCGUGUUAUUAAUAAUAAGUGUCCUGUUUGUUCAGAUUCCUUUGCAAAAAUGUCAGAAUCACUGCCAUAUGCUCAUCAUACUGAAUCGAAAUUGUUUGAAAAUCCAAUAAUGCUUCCAAAUGGUAAUAUAUACGAUUCCAAGAAAUUAAAAGAACUAGCUGUCAAAUUGAAAGAGAGUAAUCUUUGCAAUCUUAAUGAAAAUGAAAUUAUGGAUCCUAUCGAUAAAAGGAUCUACCCUGCAGAUGAAUUUAUUACAAUGUAUCCUACAUGA
Molecule: messenger RNA, 1452 nt
Organism: Naumovozyma castellii
Lineage: Eukaryota; Fungi; Ascomycota; Saccharomycetes; Saccharomycetales; Saccharomycetaceae
Gene: FYV10
Product: glucose-induced degradation complex subunit FYV10
Exons: 1
Coding region: 1-1452 (483 amino acids)
Source: RefSeq, a predicted model, not a curated record